GACGCCUAUGUUUCAAGGCGGAAGUGAAGGCCGGGGCCUGGGCCGAGGGGUCGCUUCGAGCGGCGAAAGUGAAACGGCUUGAAAAGCAGAUCAAGUCGUGACAGUCCGGGCGAAGCGCUCCACCUAACAUACGCAAAGGGCUUGUAUUUCGUCGCUGUGCAUCACGGUUCCCAGAAGAAGUCUCGUCUCUUCUUGACCCGGCCUGGCCUGUAGCCGGCUGUUCCAGCCCCGCUGAGCCCAUCUCAGGCCCCAGUUGGAGCGGCCCAGAAUCCACCUUCUCUCCCACAGCAGCCCAGCACAGCUCCCCCAUGGCAGGUCGGGGAGGACCGGCACGGACCAACGGCACGGCAGCGAGCAACAAGAUCUGUCAGUUCAAGCUUGUGCUCCUGGGCGAGUCAGCAGUGGGCAAGUCGAGUCUGGUGCUGCGCUUCGUCAAGGGCCAAUUCCAUGAGUUCCAGGAGAGCACCAUUGGAGCCGCCUUCCUCACACAGACCGUCUGUUUGGACGACACAACGGUAAAGUUUGAGAUCUGGGACACAGCCGGCCAGGAGCGAUAUCACAGCCUGGCACCCAUGUACUACAGGGGAGCCCAGGCCGCCAUCGUGGUCUAUGACAUCACCAACACAGACACAUUUGCACGUGCAAAGAACUGGGUGAAAGAACUCCAGCGACAAGCCAGCCCCAACAUUGUCAUUGCGCUGGCAGGGAACAAGGCCGAUCUGGCAAACAAGAGAACCGUCGACUUCCAGGAAGCCCAAGCGUAUGCAGAUGACAACAGCCUGCUUUUCAUGGAGACUUCAGCCAAGACCGCCAUGAAUGUCAAUGAAAUCUUCAUGGCCAUAGCUAAGAAGCUGCCCAAGAAUGAGCCCCAGAGCGGGACAGGCUCGGGCGGACGCUCCAGGACUGGGGUCAACCUGCAGGAAGCCACGCCACAGAAUCGGAGUGGCCAGUGUUGUAGUGGAGGCAACUAGCCAGCACAGCAGGGCCAGCCGAAAGCUUCUAGCUAACAACGUUUAAAAAAAAAAAAAAAAAAAAAAAGAAAAACACAAACCGACUUUCAGACAAGACUAUCCAAAGCAAAAUCAGCUGGAGGAGAAAAUAAAACAGGAUCCAUUUUUAAAAAUCAUCCACUGAGACAAUUGCUACCUUUUUUCUUCCCUUCUGCAUUUCUAAGAUUCAUAAGCUGUGUGGAGGGAGUGUUCCUCUUCAUCCCAUCAUUUUUUUUCCCUGUUUCCACUGUACAAUACUAAUUGAGUUAUGUCUUAAGUCACUUUUAAAAUCCAUACUUAGUCUCUUCAGGUGGUGGGUACAUGUAGCCUUUCUUACUGUUCUUUUCUUGGUAUCCAAACUACCCUAAACUUUAUCCCUUAGAAAAAAAAUCAGGGAGAUUUUCUGCCUUGAUUUUACUGUUGUGAAAACCAAUGUAAUUAUUAUUUCUAAUGUUCUGGUACAAGAGAAACAUAUGAUUAAAUAGCCUAGAACAUUAGGGUUUCUAAUCAUUAAUGAAAGGGAUCCAAGUAUAUGCAUUGCGUAUUGUCACCAUUACACCAAUGUUUUUUUUUUUUUAGCAUUAAUAGGUUUUUGAAUGUAAAAUUAAUCAAACAUAAUUGCGAUAAGUAUUGAAACAAUGUUGCUGCAUUUGUAUUGUACAUUAUUUUCAUUUGGACAUGUAACCAAUCAGUCCUGUCAGUACAGAACCUUCUCAAUAUGAUACUUCCCUCAUCUGUUUGGUGGGAGAUUGAAGAAAUGCUAAUAUUUCCAUUAGCUGGGAGGUAUUAAUUGAUCAGUGUUUGUCUCACCGAUGAUUUGACCUGAGACAGUAAAGUGUGAAAUGGCAUGAGACCUUUUGGCUGUUGUGAAGGGACCUUGAUGGGGUGGGCUGACAUUCAACAGGCAGUGGUUCACCUGAAUAUGGGUGGAACUUUUACCUGAUAUGAUAUACUGGGGCUGAUGCCUGGGCAGGAGCAAUUGAACCAUUCUGUAAUUUUACGAAUAAAUGUCGGGGGACAUACUAAAUUCUA
Molecule: messenger RNA, 2021 nt
Organism: Scleropages formosus (Asian bonytongue)
Lineage: Eukaryota; Metazoa; Chordata; Actinopteri; Osteoglossiformes; Osteoglossidae
Product: ras-related protein Rab-5C
Exons: 6
Coding region: 309-971 (220 amino acids)
Molecular function (GO): GTPase activity; GTP binding
Source: RefSeq, a predicted model, not a curated record